GGCACAGUGUGGCGCUCAUUCUUGGGACUUUUUGCACUGAGUGAAGGGCUACACAGCAUAAACUGAGCCUGUAACAUAAUACUAACAUCAAGUCGUCUUCAUGAGCAAUUUGGCCAGCAAGUUCGACUUUUAGGAGAAAUAAAGGUCAUCGGGAGGCUGACAGUUUACUAUGUUGUGAAGCAAUUAAUACAUCGCUAACCACCACACCUUCUUCUCCCCGAACAUUAUCCAGAUUCCUUCCACCUUGACUGAGAGGCGCAUCUGGGAUCCUGUCUGCAAAUGUUCUCUUCAGAUCCUCCGAGCCUCCAGGUCUCUCUCGUGUUACUGUCGGCCUGGCCUGGACUUCAAAGUUUACGGAGUGAGCUAGCGCGCGCAAUUGGUGGAUUUAACCCCUGAUCAAGCAACGUGAUCCGAUUCAAUUGCAAUUUCAGCGCUGGGUCCGCUAGUCCCGUAGUCGAACCGUCAACUGGUUCAGAAAAGGGUCUCCGCAAGUCCGUCUGGGCCCUGAAUUGCGAUCUCGACAAUUGGCCUCCAAAGCCGCAAGCUCGACACAUGGCCAACCAAGUUGCUGGACAAUUCGCUUUUUCAUUAUCUUGUUCCACCAAACCUGUCUCACUGCUAGACACAGUGUCUUCGUGCUAUUGCCUUGGCGUCAGCCAUCGUUCGAUUUCACAAAGUUUGCAGCUGAAGACUCCCCCGCUUCUCGGUCCGCAAAAUGCGGCCGACAGUGCCAAAUGACCCAUCCCAAGAGCCUAAAAGGCGCAAGGGGACUCGAAUAUAUUAUGGACAAGGGCCCUAAAUUGAGAUUCUGAGAAUGUCCUGAUUGCGGAUGAAUUGCUGGAUGUUCCGCAUCCGGUCGUCUAACACCCUUCCCAAGUGCGAGGCAAACGACUCUCUUAUAAGGAUGUGAGCGAGCAGUCGCUUAAUACGACACCAGAGCAAUGAUUCUUAUCUUUGUGGUCGCCUUUUUUGCCCUCAAUGCGCUUGGGGUGAAGCUGUCCCGUGAUUCUGUGCCUGAGAGCGACCCUCAGGUUUUACUGACGCAGGGUUCUCGCAACUCUCUUCAUGGUGGAUACGGUCGAAUGGUUAAUGAGAAAAGCUCGCUUACUCUUCUUUACCAGAACAACCUGAAUGCAUCCGAUGAUGGAAACCAUGUUGGUGCGAUCCUUCUGGACCCCAUGGGGCAACAUGAUAUCCGCGACGCUUGCGAAGAGAUCGGAGAGUCGAUGAUCUCCUUUUCCACCUUUUUAGAGUUCAAGGAAGACUUUCUGGACUUGUUUUCAUACUUCUUCUACUCUAAAGGUUUGACCGGGGAGGACGCACGCGGCCGUUUCUACGUACGAAAUGGAGUGCUCACUGUCAACAAGGCUGAUGAACAUUUCGAGCACUCCUCUUUCCCUUCUCGAGACGUCCAACUUCCGGUCCUGUGUAUUCAGACAAGUGCCGGUGGCAGUACAAAAGGAAGGGACAUGGCGCGGAAACUCAUCCGAGUGAAGUCAACGGGCAACACAUACAUUGGAUCUCGAGAUCAAAAGUCCUUCCGGUUCUUGGGCAUACCAUAUGCCGAUCCUCCCGUCCGAUUCUCCUAUCCAAAGCCAUAUUCUGGCAAGUCUCGCACGAUUUACGCCACCGAAUACGGGCCUAGGUGUGCGCAAGUCGAUGGAGGAAGCGAGAACUGCCUCCAUUUGAACAUACAGACACCGUACAUUCCGAGGCUAAAUUCCACAAACGACCUACGACCGGUUCUCUUCUGGAUCCAUGGUGGGGAUUUCACAGAUGGCACGGGUUCAGAUCCUAUGACUGACGGUGGAAAUCUUGCCUCUCGGGAGGAUAUUGUGGUCGUUUCUUUGAAUUAUCGACUCUCAACGUUAGGCUUCUUAGCUGUCCCGGGUACUGAUAUCCGCGGAAACUAUGGAAUUGCUGAUCAGGCCCUCGCUCUCCAGUGGACUAUCAAAAACAUCGCUCAGUUUGGUGGUGACCCUAAGCAAAUCACCAUCAUCGGCCAAUCAGCCGGGGCUACCUCCGUGAAGGCCCUCUUAGGUUCGCCCACCACCCUAGGCAAGUUUCAGGGUGCUAUUGCGAUAUCAGACUUGGGCGGACGUACUCCUGGAAGCAGUGAAACCACAUACGGCACCUAUAUGAGCAUCCCCGACUCGUACCACAGUACUGGCCUGAAUAUCUUCUCUGAAGCAGGCUGCAGUGAAGGUCCUAUUGAGCAGCAAGUAUCCUGUCUAAAGGAAGUACCUGCAUCAACUCUGGUGAAUCUUCCCACAGUCGCGCGCCACAUCGUUCAGGACGGGAAAUACAUCAACACGCCGACCCUCAACCUUCUUGAACGAACACAAGGCAGACCAAAUGUCCCCGUCAUCUUUGGAAACACAGCUAAUGAGGGCGCAUCUUUCGCUACCUACCCCUCAACCACCCUAACCACCGAAGUCGAAGGCGUCGCCGAAUCCCUCCAUAUCACACCUGCAAAGGCCCAACGCAUCCUCGACUCAGGCCUCUUCCCCUCCCCAAACACGGGGAACCUCACUUUGGACGCCUUCACGAUCGCCCAACGAAUAGCCACCGACCUUCUAACCCGCUGCCCCACGCAGGCCGCCCUCAUCGCAGGAAUCUCCACCCGCGUCUUCAAAAGAGCAUACUAUUAUCAAACUCAACGCACAAUAAGCGGCAGCCGUAACUCUAACUCCCUUGGCUCCCCAUCCCAAACACCAGACUUCCCGCUCGGCGACCCGGACCUCCCCUACUUCCGGCUCCACGGCGACGACAUCCCUUUCAUCUUUGGCAACAUCGAAUACACGCGGGACGCUCUAGAUCUACAUGCUGCGCAGCUAAUCUCCGCGUACUUUGCGCAGUUCGUCAGGACGGGAAAUCCGAAUCCGCAUAAGGACUUUCUUGCUGCACGAGGUUAUCGCCUUACACUGGACGCGGUCAAUGCGUUUGAUAAGUGGCAAUCUGUGAAGGGGGUCGAGGGGCCAAUUCAGCUGCUGGAUUUUCCGAGCGAGAAGGGUACGUUUUGGGACGUGGAGCAGUGCGAGUUUCUGGGGUUGCCGAUUACGCAUUAUCUGGGUCAUGAGCCUGAUAGUGAGGUGGUGGAGGGUUCCGCUGAGUGACUUUGGUUGACUGUUUCUGGUUAAGGUUGUUUCCUUACUACUACUGGCUCGACGGAGCUAGUGUAUAUAACACAAAGUUGGGUCCAUCUAUAUCACUGCGCGAGGUAUAUAUAUAAUGAAGAUUAGGGUACUACAAUUUCGAGAUCUACAAUUUCAUUUAGGUGCUACGUUACCUGGAGAUAUAGAUGACCAAAAAUAUAUGACCAUUUUAACAGUUUAGCUUGGAUAUAUGUAAUUUGUCCAUUUCUGUAUCAUAUCCAUAUCCAUAUCCAUACCAACCAUUCCAGUCCAUUCCAGUUCGUCCGUCCCAUAGUACCCAGGUCCAAUCGAACCCUUGUAAAAGGAUAACGCGGAGAGAAACAGAAGAUGUAAAAUAGAAAACUCUUUAUACAGCACAGAAAGAUGCAUCAAUGGUUGUAGUAUAAGUCGCGCGGGGAUGUACAUGUUGCGAUGGUGAUAAGCGGAGCAUAAAAACCAAGCCAGGAGGGUCGUGUUGUAUGUUGUUGGGAGGUUGUUGUGUCGGAGCGUAGAAGGUACCAGAUCAUCCAGGAAUAGGUGCGAUCAUUAUCUUUCAUGAUGUCCAUACCGAUCAUCGGGAGAUUUCUCAUAUUAUUCAUGUGUCGUCGUUUGCGGUGCGGGUAUUCGUGUAGUUGUGUGUCGUGGGUAUUUUGAGCAUGAAUCGGGAGAUGUAAAAAGCAGAACGAAAGUCGGGAAAUAACAUAGAAAAUUGGCCAAGGGUCCAUCACUCCUCGUCCGUCAAUUGCCCAAGUAACCGUAGGUUGAGAAUCAUGACGAGCAAUCCAAUUGAUACGAUCACCAUCAGGGCGAAACCGAACCAACCCAGAACCAUUGCGGAGGUUCCAACACCACUUCUGACACUGCCGUUCCCUAGAUCUUGAGCUAUUGUGCUUGCUGCGACUGACGCUGUAUGCUGCCAUAACACGGACACGAGCACGAAGACCGCGGCAAUGAAGAUAAGGGCGAGGGCAACCUGGGAUACAGGGCGCGACGGGAAAGGCUUGACUUCGACUUCGGAUCCGCUGGCGUCAACUUCCUCGUGCCAUCCAGGGAAAGUUGCGAGGAUAAUGAAGCAAAAGAAGGAAAGGAUGACGGCGAUAAUUCUGUGGCAAGUUAGGGUUAUCGUCAACAACGGAAAUUGCUAGACUCACAUCAGGUACGGGAACACCACUGCAUCCUUGAACGUUGACGCAACCCAGAUUAGAUUCAGAGGAUCUUGAUCGACAGUAACAAUCUCAGCCAAAGCUGUCGCGUUGGCGUUGCAGAUGUACGAGCCACCGUCCGGUUGGACACAGAUUCCAAAGUAUCCCACGCGGACCUCCAUCUGUGCACCUCCAACAAUAUUUGCCGUGGCCGUCACAACUCCAGGAUCUACCUGGGCAAGACUGAAUACUGGAUCGUACCGCUCAUAGUACAUGGAAAUGAGGAAAAUGUCAGGUAUUUGCGGAGAUGAUGACGAGCAUCCCGCGAGUAAUAGUG
Molecule: messenger RNA, 4613 nt
Organism: Aspergillus calidoustus
Lineage: Eukaryota; Fungi; Ascomycota; Eurotiomycetes; Eurotiales; Aspergillaceae
Source: the annotation of a GenBank genome assembly